AUGGCGAACGUCGCAUUGAUCGGUGGCACCGGCAUGGUGGGCUCCCACAUCCUCACCAGCCUAAUUGCCAAUCCCUCCGUAACCCGCGUGGACACCAUCUCCCGGCGCACCCCGCCCGCGGCCGGCGGCACGCCCCCAGCCAAACUCACCAACUUCGUCUCCGGCGACACCGCCACCUGGCCCAGCCAGCUCUCCUCUCUAAGCCCCACCCCCAGCAUCUUUAUCUCCGCCUUCGGAACCACCCGCGCAGCUGCCGGCGGCUUCGACAACCAGUACAAAAUCGAGCACGGGCUGAACGUCGAGAUGGCCAAGGCUGCGCGCGAAGCCGGCACCCGGGUUUGCGUGUUGGUCUCGUCUAGCGGCGCCAGCAAGAAUUCCAGCAUGGCAUACCCGCGCAUGAAGGGUGAGAUUGAGGAGGAUAUCAAGAAUCUUGGAUUUGAGCGCACGGUUAUCCUGCGUCCUGGGUUGAUUGCUGGGACGAGGGAGGAGAGCCGGCCUCUUGAGGCUGGGGCUCGGUUCCUUGCUAAUUGGGCUGGUAAGUUGCAUUCUGGUUUGAAGGAUGGGUGGGCUCAGGAUGCGGAUGUUAUUGGUAAGGCUGCUGUCAAUGCUGGCUUGAAGGCACUGGAGGGUGAUGUUCCUGCGGGUAGCGAGAAGGUUUGGGUUUUGCAUGGUUCCGAUAUUAUCAAGUACAGUAAGGACGGCUCGUCUUGA
Molecule: messenger RNA, 711 nt
Organism: Penicillium bovifimosum
Lineage: Eukaryota; Fungi; Ascomycota; Eurotiomycetes; Eurotiales; Aspergillaceae
Exons: 2
Coding region: 1-711 (236 amino acids)
Biological process (GO): import into nucleus
Cellular component (GO): cytoplasm
Source: RefSeq, a predicted model, not a curated record